CUCAACAUUAAAUAUUGAGUCAGGACUCGGCGUGGGGCGGACAACAUAUUCCCGGAAGAGCCAUAAAUCUGCAUUUCAGCUGAGCGGGUGUAGCGUGAAGGGCCGCUCCAGGAUUAACGGGAUUAUUGAUGAAGUGAAUACUGGCGUACUGCGCGUGGCCCUGAUUAAUGGCUAGGCUUCCGGUCAACUGCGGUAUUAUAAUAAGCACAGGUCAAAUAUGUACGUCGGUGUGGUGGUACGAUUGAAGAUAUGUACUUAGGUAUACUGUGAGACACAACUAUGACAGUGUAUGGUUUACCCCGAGAGUGUUGGACAGGUGCGAGUUCAACAGGUGGCAUUGAAGAUGUAUGACGUUUAUUUAUAAGGUGAUGCUAUGACAUGACGUAAUUGACAAAGAUUGUGAUGUCAUCAGGGAUACCUUAGAAACAUUUAUUUAAAAUGGCCAAACGUCCAAAGAAAAUAGUGUAUGGCGACCAGAUUCAGAGAUCAGAAUACAACGAUGGCGUCCUUAGAAACAACAAUCGAGCAAAUAAUAGACUAUCUCGCGAAAUGUUAAUGUACGAGAAAGCGCAAAAGGUCAUACUAAAAGACCUUGGAAAAGAAACACAGUUGUUGCGUUCAAAAUUAAGCAUGUCGACAAUAGCGUCGCCACGUCUUGCGUUCGCUAAGAACACAACUACUGACAUUGCGCCUUUUACAAUAUAUGGUAUGUCAGCGAACCCUAAAAGCAAAAAAGAACCCGCGCGGAAGGUUACACUGAAGCCAAUUUACCCUUCUGUCGUAGAAGGAAGUGCAACUCCCCGGGCAAGUUUUAACCCACGGACAAGCUUCGUAAACCCUAGGAAUCACGUGGUAGUGAGUUCAAGCUCACGGAACGGACUAGCGGAUUCUAGAGUAGAGAAAGUGAAUUCCAGGAAUGGUUUGUUAGAUUCACGAAAUAACAUAUUAGACUCGCGAAACGAACUCGUUGACGGAUCAGUAAGUGCUAGAAGUGGUGCGCUUGAACCACGGAUAAGUUCAAGAACAAACAUGAACAAUUCUCGAAACAGCGCAGUUCAGUUAAAUGCACUUACUACUUCGCCUGGUAAAUUGACAUCUUCAAAAUCAAGAAGAGCAAUGAAAUCUGGUAAAACUGGAGUUUCUAAUCAAGAAAGCGAAAGUGAGUUUUCAACAGUGGAAGCUCGAGGGGGAAGAGCAAGUGUCGUUUCCGACAUUAAGAGUCGACAAGCUCCUUCUCGGUUAAGUUUUAUUGAUAUACUUGCAGAGGCGGAAGAACGAAAGGCAAAGGAAGCGAAACUUGAAUUAGAGGCUAACUCGAGUACAACGACAAUGCUUCGUCCGAAAACACCAAUUCUGACAAUUGAUGGUGACGUCACAGCGUCACCUGAUGAUGUUAAUGAGGAAUACAAAUCGAGCCGCCGAGGAAGCCACAUUGGGGCGACGCCUAAAGCCACGGCAGUGACGGUUAAGCAGAAAUGAGAGGGAAUUUGUGUAAUGGAGGGAGGAAAACAAUAGAGAAUGGAAUGUGUCGGUCCAUUUGGUGAUUACUUUGACUACAGCUAAAUUUUGUACUGUUCUCAGAGUUAUACUUACAAAUGUAAUUUAUUGAUUUUGAUUUAAAAUGAUGCAUCAAUUUUGAUCGUCAGAGAUUGAAUUUACAGGUCUAACACAAUAUUAUAUGUGAAAACAUAUACGUCUGUGAACGACAACAGGUAAGACAUCUGUUAUGUAUGGCGGUGUUGCUUUAUAAAGACUUAUUCCCGUGAAUGUGUGAAAUUUUUAAGAGGUUGAUUUGGCAAUUAUUAUUUCUUUAUUUCCUCCAAAUUGAAGAGUUACAAAAAUAUACAGUGUAGUCAAAAUACAAAUCAAAUAUUAUAAAUUGAUACUUAAAUGCACAUAAAUACAUCAGUUAACUACAGAGAUGAAAUCUGUAUGAUUUUUGGCUUUUCCGAGAGGUCCCGAAUAGGACAAUGCAGGGAAACUCGAUAGCGUGAGGGAAACUUGCUGUACAUAAAAACGUCACGUGAUCAAUAUACAAUGUAAUCCAAUCAUCUUGAUUAGUUAAAGAAAUAACAUGCCACACACAUAUAUAUAUAGAUAUAUUACAUAAAUGACGUCAUAUGAAAAACUAAUUAUCAACUUGUGCUAAUGCACGUCUUUAAGAUAUAUAACAAACCACACGUUUGGUGUUAUUUAGUUCGCGAUAUGUAUCACACUGUUAUGUUGUUAUUUUCAAAAUAUUUAAAUAUGAGAAUGACAUGGUUUGUGAAUAAAUAUACACAUAACUAAAAAGGAAUUUGGGUCGAUUUAAAUAGUUAUCUCCCUCACAUAAUGUUUAUUCCUAAACAGAUUCAAACUUCACACGUGCUUGCCGACUUCUACUUUGAAGAAUCUAAAAUAGAAACCCAUUAAAACUGUGUAAAUUUGC
Messenger RNA from Mizuhopecten yessoensis (Yesso scallop), 2428 nucleotides. RefSeq lists its product as uncharacterized. Lineage: Eukaryota; Metazoa; Mollusca; Bivalvia; Pectinida; Pectinidae. The record is from RefSeq and is a predicted model, not a curated record. The transcript is spliced from 2 exons. Bases 439 to 1479 code for a protein of 346 amino acids.